ACAGGUCCAAGGAACAAUCGUACCACCUCCCACGAAAAUGUUAAUGCAAACUGGAAGAAAUCCGGACACCACCACUUGAUUUCUUGGCCACUAAACACAUCUCCCCGCCAUCAAGACACACUGGCACGAGGCGCCGGACGGCGACGCCUCGCUCCCUACUCGUCUCGGCAUUAUUCUUCGGCCAUCCUCGCCUCCGUACGUGGGUGACGCCGAGCUGGGCACGCGCGCGCACACGAUGGCCGAGGCGGCUGCCACCCAGCAUCUGGACGGCCGGGACGGCGGCGGCGGCCAGCCGAGCCACAGCAACGGCGGCGGCACGUGGGAGAUCGAGGAGCUGGAGCCCGAGGAGACGCGCCAGGCGGGCGGCGGCGGCGUCUCCUCCGCGGCUGGCGGCGACGCGCAGGGCCAGGGCGGCGGCGGAGCGGCGGCCUCCUCCGGCGGCAGUGCCGACGACGUGUACGUGGCGGUCGGCAAGGGCGGGUCCAGCAUGGCGGCGCUGUCGUGGGCGCUGCGCCGGCUCACCAGGCCCCGGAGCUUCGUCUACCUCGUGCACGUCUUCCCCGUCGUCAACAGCAUCCCCACACCAUUAGGAAUGAUGCCUAAAAGCCGAGCGAGCCCAGAGCAGAUCGAAACCUACUUGAACCAAGAGAGAUCGAAGAGGCGAGAAAUGCUGCAGAAAUUCCUGGAUCAGUGCCGCAAAUUUCAGGUUACCGUUGAUGUUUACCUGAUCGAGAGCGAUCAAAUUGCUAAUGCAAUCAUUGAACUUGUUCCUGUCCUGCACAUAAAACAGCUAGUGCUGGGAAUUUCGAAGUCCAAUGUACGGAAGCUCAGGAGAGGAAGCACAAUAGCAGGACAGGUACAGAAGAGCACACCUGUAUACUGUGAAGUCAAAAUCAUCUGCGAUGGCAAAGAGGUGACGACAGAGACAAUUGCUGAUCCAACACCACCACUAUCACCUUCUCCUGUAGAUAACAGCAGCGGAUCUAACAACAUGACACCACCGUCGUCUACACCUAAUCAUGAUAAAGCAGCUGCAAAUGGUGAAGGAAAAGACGGUGAAUGCAGAGAACAAAAGAAAAUCACAAAGUUUCUAAGAUGCUUCUCGUUUUGAUUACCAUCUGAUUGCUGUUUCAGUUACUUUUCACAGCUAGCACAUUGUAAUUGCAUCAUGAUUGGACAGCGUAUAUAUGUUUUGCUGUUACAAGUUUUGCCAA
Molecule: messenger RNA, 1214 nt
Organism: Panicum hallii
Lineage: Eukaryota; Viridiplantae; Streptophyta; Magnoliopsida; Poales; Poaceae
Product: U-box domain-containing protein 33
Exons: 4
Coding region: 236-1111 (291 amino acids)
Source: RefSeq, a predicted model, not a curated record